AUGGACAAACGCAAGAUGCUGCCAAAGAGACCUCGCAUGGAUAGCAUUCGGGGACCCAUCGCAAAUGGACCCCUACAAUCGAGGCCCCUAGUGGCACUUUUGGACGGUCGCGACUGCACCGUCGAAAUGCCAAUACUGAAAGAUGUCGCAACGGUUGCGUUCUGCGACGCUCAAAGUACCUCGGAAAUACAUGAGAAGGUGUUAAACGAGGCGGUGGGAGCCCUAAUGUGGCACACCAUUAUACUAACUAAGGAGGACCUCGAGAAGUUUAAGGCGCUCAGAAUCAUUGUGCGCAUCGGCUCCGGCGUUGAUAAUAUAGAUGUCAAAGCGGCCGGCGAGUUAGGUAUAGCAGUAUGUAACGUGCCGGGUUACGGCGUGGAAGAAGUUGCAGACACGACACUUUGUCUCAUACUCAACCUCUACCGACGGACUUACUGGCUCGCUAAUAUGGUCAGGGAUGGCAAGAAAUUCACAGGACCAGAACAAGUCCGCGAAGCGGCAUCAGGUUGCGCGCGUAUCCGCGGUGACACAUUAGGAAUUGUCGGCCUCGGCCGUAUCGGUUCAGCGGUGGCUCUACGCGCCAAAGCGUUCGGUUUCACCGUCAUUUUCUACGACCCUUACCUGCCCGACGGUAUUGAAAAGUCGUUAGGACUUACGCGCGUCUAUACCUUACAGGACCUAUUAUUCCAGAGUGAUUGUGUAUCAUUACAUUGCAGCUUAAAUGAACACAAUCACCACCUCAUCAACGAGUUUACUAUUAAACAAAUGCGUCCAGGCGCGUUCCUAGUGAACACAGCGCGGGGCGGGCUCGUAGACGACGAAGCGUUGGCAGCCGCGCUUAAGCAAGGACGUAUACGCGCAGCCGCACUUGACGUGCACGAGAAUGAGCCCUUCAAUGUCUUCCAGGGUCCGCUCAAAGACGCGGUGAACUUAUUGUGCACGCCACACGCGGCGUUCUACUCGGAUGCGUCGGCGCAAGAGCUGCGGGAAAUGGCAGCCUCCGAAAUACGGCGAGCUAUCGUUGGUCGCAUACCCGAUUGCCUUCGCAACUGUGUCAAUAAGGACUACUUCCUGGCGGGCAGCGGCGGCGUGGGCGUAGGCGUACCCGUGGGCGUCGGCGUAGGGUCGGGCGGAGGCGGCACGGCUCCUACCCCGUACAGCGAGGGCAUGAACGGCGGCUACUACGGAGGCACUCAGGCCGCGCACUCCACCACGGCGGUGCACGACCCGCCCGCGCUGCCGCCGCAACCCGCGCCGCAGCCCUCCAACCCGCAGCCGCCCAUUACGCUGCCGCCAAUAAACACCUCUGACCCGGCGAACCACCAGAUGAAGCAGGAAAGUUCUGACGUGCACUAG
Molecule: messenger RNA, 1356 nt
Organism: Pieris macdunnoughi
Lineage: Eukaryota; Metazoa; Arthropoda; Insecta; Lepidoptera; Pieridae
Source: the annotation of a GenBank genome assembly